Molecule: messenger RNA, 3504 nt
Organism: Lutra lutra (Eurasian river otter)
Lineage: Eukaryota; Metazoa; Chordata; Mammalia; Carnivora; Mustelidae
Gene: EPOR
Product: erythropoietin receptor
Exons: 8
Coding region: 516-2045 (509 amino acids)
Biological process (GO): positive regulation of cell population proliferation; cytokine-mediated signaling pathway; hemopoiesis
Cellular component (GO): membrane; external side of plasma membrane
Molecular function (GO): protein binding; erythropoietin receptor activity
Source: RefSeq, a predicted model, not a curated record
UUUGGCCACACUGCUUAACACCGUGCACUCAACCGCCGGUCACUAUUAUGAUUAUUUAUUCCUACCCAGCCUGGGAAGAGAUGUUGAUUAGCACGAUAAUAACAGUAUCUUACAUUUUUUUAAUGUUUGCUAUGUGCCAAGCCGGGUUUUACAGAUGAGAAGGCUGAAGCUCAGAUCAGUCACCUGUCCAGGGUCACAGAGUAAGAAAGUCUGCCUGCCUCAGAAACCCAGAAACCGGCACUGUUCCUGACCCCCAAGUGGCCGCGGGGGGGCCCCCCAGGGCCCCUGCCGCCUCCCGCGGGACCAGCAGGGCGGCCUCCUCCCGCUUAUCUCAGCCCAGGCUGCGUGUGGUCCCGCCCCCUCGGGGGAGCUGCCACUUGGAGGCGCCUGGCCGGGAAGGGCCUGGUCAGCUGUGUCCGGCGGAGGCAGCUGCUGACCCAGCUGUGGAUUGUGCCAGGGGCGGAAGGGGGGCAGGGGGCAGGGGCCCUGGGCCCCCCAUCGCCAGGGACUGCAUCAUGGAUCACCUUCGGGCCCACCUCUGGCCCAGUGUCGCCUCUCUCUGUUUCUUGCUCGCUGGGGCCGCCUGGGCUUCCCCACCCAAAUCCCUGGACCCCAAGUUUGAAAGUAAAGCGGCCCUGCUGGCUGCCCGCGAGCCCGAAGAGCUUCUGUGCUUCACCGAACGGUUGGAGGACUUGGUGUGUUUCUGGGAGGAAGCGGCAAGCGCCGGGGUCGGCCCCGACAACUACAGUUUCUUCUACCAGCUCGAGGGUGAGCCAUGGAAGCCAUGCAGCCUGCACCAGGCGCCCACGGCUCGCGGCGCGGUGCGUUUUUGGUGCUCGCUGCCUACAGCCGACACGUCGAGCUUCGUGCCCUUAGAGCUGCGCGUCACAGCGGUAUCCUCGGGCGCUCCACGCUAUCGCCGUAUCAUCCACAUCAACGAAGUGGUGCUCCUGGAUCCCCCCACGGGGCUGCUGGCGCGGCGGGCCGACGAGGGCGGCCACGUGGUACUGCGUUGGCUCCCGCCUCCUGGGGCCCCGGUGGCCAGCCUCAUCCGCUACGAAGUGAACAUCUCCUCCGGCAACAUCGCAGCGGGCGCACAGAAGGUGGAGAUCCUGGAUGGUCGCACUGAGUGUGUGCUGAGCAACCUUCGGGGUGGAACGCGUUACACCUUCAUGGUACGCGCGCGGAUGGCCGAGCCGAGCUUCGGUGGCUUCUGGAGCGCUUGGUCCGAGCCUGCGUCGCUGCUGACAGUUAGUGACUUGGACCCCCUCAUCCUGACGCUCUCCCUCAUCCUCGUGCUCAUCCUGCUGCUGCUGGCCGUGCUCGCCCUGCUCUCCCACCGCAGAGCUUUGAAGCAGAAGAUCUGGCCUGGCAUUCCAAGCCCUGAGAGUGAGUUUGAGGGCCUCUUCACCACCCACAAGGGUAACUUCCAGCUGUGGUUGUACCAGAAUGAGGGCUGCCUUUGGUGGAGCCCCUGCACUCCCUUUGCAGAGGACCCACCCGCUCCCCUGGAAGUCCUCUCUGAACGCUGCUGGGGGGCAACACAGGCCGUGGAGCCAGGGGCAGAGGAUGAGGGACCCCUGCUGGAGCCAGUGGGCAGUGAACAUACCCAGGACACCUACCUGGUGCUGGACAAGUGGUUGCUGCCCCGGAACCCCCCCACUGAGGAUCUGCCACGGCCUGAUGGCGGUUUGGACAUGGUAGCCACGGAUAAAGGCUCAGAAGCAUCCUCCUACUCAUCUGCUUUGUCCCUGAAGCCUGGGCCAGAGGGGGCCUUGGGUACCAGCUUUGAGUAUACCAUCCUGGAUCCCAGCUCCCAGCUCUUGCGCCCAAGGGCACUGCCCCCUGAGCUGCCCCCCACCCCACCCCACAUAAAGUACCUGUACCUCAUGGUGUCCGACUCUGGCAUCUCAACUGACUACAGCUCAGGGGGCUCCCAGGGAGCCCAGGGGGACUCAUCGAAUGGCCCCUUCUCGAAUCCUUAUGAGAACAGCCUCUCCCCAGCCCUGGAGCCUUCACCUCCCAGCUACGUGGCCUGCUCCUAGGACUCCAGCCCCCAGCAUGACCUCAAGUGCUAGUCCAGGCCUAAGACUUAUUGAGCAGGGUUGGUGAGGCCGCCCUUGGGUUUCUGCCCAGUCCAUCCUUGCAGUAUUUUAAAAUUGUAUAGAGUUGUGUGUGUGUGUAUGCAUGUAUGUGUGUGUAUUAUUUUUUUUUCUUUCCUAUCAUGACUUCUACAAACAUCCUGUAAGCCCCAUCUUUCCCUGGGCCCAGGCGAUAGGGGCAGCAGUAAAAGGCCUCGAGCUCCAACUCAAAUUUUGGAUCUGGCAACCUGAAUAAUAAUUAUAAUAAAAUGAAUUAGUCAGUAUAUGUUAUACUAGCUGCCAUAACAAACAACUCCUACAUAUGAGUGACUUAACACAUCAAAUGCUUUCUCUCUCCUAUUUCAAUCCAAACCUGUAGAUGGGCAGCCAUAUCUGGGAUGAGUGAGAAGCCCAGACUCUUCUGGUCUCUGGCUUCACCAUCCCCCCAGGGCCACCCUGAGAUCUUUAGAUGGCUCCUCUGCGUCUUGCCAACCAACAAGCAGAACAAAGAGCAGAAGAUUUGGUGGGCCAUUUUAGGGAGUUAGCCUAAGAAGUAGUGAUCAUCUCUUCUUCACAAAUUCCAUUGGCCAGAAACAGUCACAGGAUCCCACAGCCAGCUGGGGAAAAAUACAGUUUAGCUGUACUCCCAAGGAGAGGAAAGUUGUUGAAUGAGCCUCUAGCUAGUCUCUGCCACUAAUAAUAAUGACACUAUUUUGUAGGGUUUUAUUUUGAAUUAGGCCAUGUUCUAAGAAAGUACUCUGAUGGGACCCAUGUUAUCAGGUGGCUCACUGGGAGUUCUGUUCAACCACUUUUUAGAAGUUUGACAUAACCAAGGAAAGAUGAACAUAUGCAGACCUACUCUACCAAUUCCACUUCUAGUAUAUACCUUAAAAGCCCUCAUGGACAUGAGCCAGUAUAUGUGUGCAAGAAUGUUCAUAAGCGGGGCGCCUGGGUGGCUCAGUGGGUUAAGCCUCUGCCUUUGGCUUGGGUCAUGGUCUCAGGGUCCUGGGAUUGAGCCCCGCAUCGGGCUCUCUGCUCGACGGGGAGCCUGCUUCCCCCUCUCUCUCUGCCUGCUGCUCUGCCUACUUGUGAUCUCUGUCAAAUAAAUAAAAUCUUUAAAAAAAAAAAAAAGAAUGUUCAUAAGCAGUAAAUAAGUCAAUCUGAUGAAACAAAAUGGGGUACAUUCACCCAAGACAUUAUAUGCAGUACAGAAAAAGGACUGAACUAAAAAAUAUGGCCUAAUUUUUUUUUUUAAGAUUUUAUUUAGUUAUUUGAGAGAAAGAGCAUGAUCCAGAGCGUGGGUUGGGGGUGGGCAGAGGGAGACAGACAAGCAGACUUCCCACUCAGCACAGGAGCCUGACCCGGGCCUUGAUCCCAGGACCUGGAGAUCAUGAUAUGAGUUGAAGUCAAGACUUCACUAGCC